This is a messenger RNA of Lucilia cuprina (Australian sheep blowfly), 4053 nucleotides long. RefSeq names its product eukaryotic translation initiation factor 3 subunit A (gene eIF3a). The coding region runs from base 150 to 3503 and encodes 1117 amino acids. Gene Ontology annotation, molecular function: mRNA binding; translation initiation factor activity. The record is from RefSeq and is a predicted model, not a curated record. The transcript is spliced from 4 exons. Lineage: Eukaryota; Metazoa; Arthropoda; Insecta; Diptera; Calliphoridae. Gene Ontology annotation, cellular component: multi-eIF complex; eukaryotic translation initiation factor 3 complex, eIF3m; eukaryotic translation initiation factor 3 complex, eIF3e. Gene Ontology annotation, biological process: formation of cytoplasmic translation initiation complex; translation reinitiation.
AUUCGGCCAUUUUGCAUAAAUUUCGACGGCAGACACAAUUUCGCCGAAGAUUUUUAUAAAUUUUCCGCAUAAAAACGCAAUAAAAUUGUAAAAAAUUUGUGUUAAAUUCAAGUUAAAGUGUUAUUGUGUGAAAAUUAUAUGAAUUAAUAAUGGCACGUUAUACCCAACGACCGGAAAAUGCUUUGAAAAGAGCGAAUGAAUUUAUUGAAGUAGGCAAACCUUUGCGUGCCUUGGAUACUUUGCAGGAAGUGUUUCGUAACAAGCGCUGGAAUUAUGCCUACUCCGAGACCAUUAUUGAGCCCCUCAUGUACAAGUACUUGUACUUGUGCGUGGAACUUAAGAAGUCUCACAUUGCAAAGGAGGGUUUGUUCCAGUACCGUAAUAUGUUCCAAUUGGUAAAUGUAAAUUCUUUGGAAAAUGUUAUUCGGGCAUAUUUGCGUAUGGCAGAGGAGCAUACAGAAUCUGCUCAAGCUCAAUCAUCUGCAGCUGUAGCCGUUUUGGAAUUAGAUGAUUUGGAUAAUAUUGCUACUCCUGAGAGUAUUUUAAUGAGUGCUGUAUGCGGUGAAGAUGCUCAAGAUCGUUCAGAUCGUACCAUUUUGUUGCCAUGGGUUAAAUUCUUGUGGGAAUCUUAUUGUCAAUGUUUGGAGUUGUUGCGUAUCAAUACCCAUUGUGAAGCUUUGUAUCACGAUAUUGCUCGUAUGGCUUUUAAUUUCUGUUUGAAAUACAACCGUAAAAGUGAAUUCCGUCGUUUGUGCGACAAAUUGCGCAAGCAUUUGGAAGAUAUUUGCAAGAGCACCAAUCAAACUACUGGUGUGUCAAUUACCAAGUUGGAAACGCAACAACUAUGCCUUGAUACCAGGCUCUUCCAAUUGGACUGCGCUAUUCAAAUGGAAUUAUGGCAGGAAGCCUACAAAGCUAUUGAAGAUAUUCAUGGUUUAAUGGCUUUGUCCAAGAAAACUCCUGUUCCUAAAACCAUGGCCAAUUAUUAUCAAAAAUUAGCUAUGGUUUUCUCUAAGGCUGGAAACCAAUUGUUCCAUGCUGCUGCUUUGCUAAAACUUUUCCAACUGACUCGUGAAUUAAAGAAGAACUUGACUAAAGAUGAUAUGCAACGUAUGGCUUCUCAUGUAUUGAUUGCCACCUUAUCCAUUCCUUUGCCCUCGGCUCACCCUGAAUUUGAUCGUUUUAUUGAAGCUGAUAAGAGUCCCUUGGAGAAGGCCCAAAAGUUGGCGGUUUUGUUGGGUUUGCAACAACCACCCACCAGAGUCUCCUUAUUGAAGGAAGUGGUGCGUCUUAAUGUCCCUCAAUUAGCUUCGGAGGAAUAUCGCAAUCUGUACAAUUGGAUGGAAAUUGAUUUUAAUCCUUUGAACUUGUGUAAACGUGUACAGACAGUUGUAGAUGCUAUCGAGGCCAUCCCUGGUGAAAAUAAUCCUUUAGCACCCUACGUUCGCCCAUUAAAGGAUGUUACCAUCAUGCGUUUGAUACGCCAAAUCUCUCAAGUAUACGAGAGCAUUGAAUUUGAUCGCCUUCUCAACAUGGCUUCUUUCUCUAAUAUUUUUGAUUUGGAGAAGUUGUUAGUGGAAUCUGUACGUCAUAAUGACAUGCAAAUUCGCAUUGACCAUCAAAAACGUUGUAUUUACUUUGGUACCGAUCUUACCGAAAGCCAACGUGAAGAUCAUCCGGAUGGACCCAAUUUACAAUCUAUGCCUUCGGAGCAAAUCCGUUCCCAGUUGGUCAACAUGUCAUCUGUUUUGCAUCGUGCAGUUUCAGUUGUUUAUCCCAACCGUGAACGUGAUCAACGCGCCAAAUUGCGUACUCAGAUGGUGCAACAUUAUCAUGAAAUCAAAAACCGUGAACAUCAACGCAUUCUUCAGCGUCAAAAGAUUAUCGAAGAUCGUAAAGAGUUUAUUGAGAAACAAAAUAAUGCCCGUGAGGAAGAGGAGGCCCGCCGUUUAGAGGAAGAGGCACGUAAAGCUAAAUUGGCCGAGCAAAAACGUCUCGAGCAAGAGAAUGAGGAACGUGAACGCAAACGUCACCAAAACGAAAUUCAAGCCAUCAAGGAGAAGAGCUUGAAGGAGAAGGUCCAACAAAUUUCUCAAACUGCUCAUGGCAAGAAAAUGUUGGAAAAACUCGAUCCUGAAAGCAUUAAGAAAUUGGACGCUGAACAAAUUGCAGCUAAGGAAUCCGAAGAAUUGCAACGUGAACGUAAGGAGUUGCAGAACAAACUCAAAUCUCAAGAAAAGAAGAUCGAUUACUUUGAACGUUGCAAGCGCAUGAAGGAAAUUCCUCUUUUCGAGAAGUAUUUGAGCGAGAAGAUGGUCAAGGAUAAGGAGUUCUGGGAAGCUCAAGAGGCCACACGUAUUGAGAAUGCUAUUGCUGAACGCAAGGAUGCCGUUAUUCAACAAGAACGCCUUAUGCGUAUGCAUCCAGAUCGCGAUGCUUUCUUGGAAACUUUAAAAACCGAGCGUGCUUCCGUGUAUGCCGAGAAACUACAACAAUUUGAAAUUGCUUUGGCUGAAGAGCGCAAGAAGCGUUUGGCUAAACGUGUUGAAAUGCGUCGUGAGCAACGUCGCCAACAAUGGCUGCGUGAAAAGGAAGAAGAACGUAUGCGUAAAGAAGAAGAAAUCCGUCGUGCUAAGGAGGAAGAAGAACGCAUUAUUGCAGAGGCCCGUCGUAAGGAACGUGAAGCUGAGGAAGAAAAACGACGCAUUCAAUACGAAAAACAACGUGCCAAGGAAGAGGAGGCCGAACGCAGAAUUCAAGAAGAAAGAGAACGUUUGGCUCGUGAAGUUGCUGCUGAACGAGAGCGUGAGAAGCCCGCUGACAAGGUCUGGCGUUCUCGUGGUGGUGAUCGUGAACGUGGUAACCUCGAACGGGGAGAUCGUGAACGUGGUGAACGUGCCGAAAGAGGUGGUGACAAUAACGAUUGGCGUCGUGGUGCUGUUCAGCCAGAACGCGAGCGCGAACGUCCAACUGAACGUAAGGAAACUACUGAGGGUGGCGCUGAUGGCGGUUCAUGGCGUGUGCGACGUGAACAACAAGAAUCAGGUCCUACCCGUUCGGUAGCUGGAGGUGCUGGAGCUGGUCCACGUGAUGACAAAUGGCGUCGUGGUGGUGGUGCCGAUGAGGAACGUGGUGGUCGCGGAGGAGAUUUCCGUCGUGGUGGUGACCGUGAGGAACGUCCUCGUGGUGGUGAAUUCCGCCGUGGAGGUGGUGAACGCGAUCGUGAUGAACGUCGUGAUGGUCGCCGUGAUGAGCAGUCUACUGCCGGAAACUGGCGUGACGCUCCUCGUGCCUCCGAUCGUGAUAAUCGUCGUCCUGGUGGUGGCGAACGCCGUGAUCGCGGUACAGGUGCUCCCGGUGCUGGUGGCAAGGAUUCUGGAAAUUGGCGCACUGAACGUCCUCCCGCACGUGAAGAAAAGGAGAAACCCAAAAGAGAACCCCAGCAAGAUAAAGAAAACAAAGGCGGCGAUGAUGAUGAAUGGGUUAGUGUAAGACGUCGUUAAACGAAGCUCUGACUAACAUUAUAUAUAUUCAACAUAAUUCGAGCAAAACUAUGAUGCCUCCCUCCUGCAUUUUUCUAAACACAAAUUUUUUAUAUACAUGCCCUCUUUUUUAACUGUAUUCUUUUAAUUUUAAGCGUUAUAUUGUCUCAAGAGUGACAAAAAGUUUAUGUGGAGAUGGAUGCGACGCAAGAACAAAAUUAAUUAUGAUAUAAAGACUUUGAAAAGAUUUUGUCUACCAUUUUGUAAUUGCUCCUUAUAAAAACAAUUUAACAAUAGUAAUAUAAAAAGAUGUAUUCAAUAUUCAAUUUUUUUUAUUAUUUUUCACUAUAAAAUAUUAUACUCCAUAUAAAAAAAUAACAUCGUCAAGGAAAUAUACUUAUGUAUGUAUAACUACUUAAACAGUAUACAACAUCAAUCAUAUUAUAUACAAUUAUUAUUAUAACAAAAACAAAAAGACGUUACUUUUUGCAUGCGUCAUUUAAAAUUUAACUAACUACAUUUAAAAAAUAAAUUUUAAUUACAAUAUAAUAUGAAAAUCAUGCUCGGAGGA